This is a messenger RNA of Micropterus salmoides (largemouth bass), 1543 nucleotides long. Its product is annotated as cytosolic sulfotransferase 2-like. Bases 163 to 1044 code for a protein of 293 amino acids. The transcript is spliced from 8 exons. The record is from RefSeq and is a predicted model, not a curated record. Gene Ontology annotation, cellular component: cytoplasm. Gene Ontology annotation, biological process: sulfation. Lineage: Eukaryota; Metazoa; Chordata; Actinopteri; Centrarchiformes; Centrarchidae. Gene Ontology annotation, molecular function: sulfotransferase activity.
UGCCAGUAGCUAUAGGUCUAUACACGCCUACAUUAUUUCAGGAAGGUGGCAGAGUGAGUAUUACAUAACAAACUGACUUCUUCAGUUUGCAUGAUCCAGACACAACCACUGUUUUGGGAAAUACCUGCUCAGUAGGAUUUUUAGACCAAGUCACUUUCGAAGAUGGAGCUGCCACCUCGUCCAACACUGUUUGACUUCCAUGGAGUCUCCAUGACCAAAUACUUCACUGACAACUGGGACAGCGUACAGAACUUCAAAGCCAGACCAGAUGACAUUCUUAUAGCUACUUACCCUAAAGCAGGAACCACAUGGGUCUCUUACAUCCUGGAUCUUCUGUAUUUUGGACAGACAUCUCCAGAGCGCCAGGCGUCCAUUCCUAUUCAUGAAAGAGUGCCGUUUCUGGAGAUCAGCGCACCUUCUCAUCCUUCAGGUAAAGACUUGGCAGACCAGCUUCCCACCACUCCUCGUCUCAUUAAAACUCAUCUACCAGUCCAGUUUGUGCCCAAGUCCUUCUGGGAGCAGAACAGCAGGAUAGUCUAUGUGGCUCGUAAUGCAAAGGACAGUGCAGUGUCCUAUUUCCAUUUUAACCGCAUGAACAUUAUCCAGCCAGAACCAGGUGACUGGAGCACGUUUCUAAAGGAUUUCAUGGAGGGAAAGAUGGUGUUUGGGUCAUGGUAUGACCAUGUGAACGGCUGGUGGGAGAAGAAACCAACGUAUUCAAACCUUCACUACAUGUUCUAUGAAGACCUGAUUGAGGACUGUGGACGAGAGAUAGACCGUCUCUGUUCCUUCCUUGGUUUGUCUCCUUCAGCUGAGGAGAAGGAAAGAGUCACAAAUGGAGUGACGUUUGACAACAUGAAAGCAAACAAAAUGACAAACCUUUCUACUGUCCAGAUUUUGAAUCAUAAGGUGUCUCCUUUCAUGAGAAAAGGGAAAGUUGGUGACUGGAAGAACCAUUUCACUGUGGCCCAGGAUGAACAGUUUGAGGAGGACUACAAGCAGAAGAUGAAGAAUCCUACACUGAAGUUUCGUACUGAAGUUUAAAGGCUUAAUGAAGAGUCCUGAACUGUGAUUCAUUUGAUUAGAAUGUUGAGGUUCCUGAGUCAGAUGUUAUGUUUGUCAAGGAUAUUGUUUAAUUAGUGUGACAAAAUUCUCUUCAUUGUGAUGUCGACUGACAGCUUUCAUAUGUUUAUCGGUUGUUGAAUCUUGUGAAUAACAGCUGUAAUCAAUCAAGUGACUUAAACACCGCCCUUUCUAGUCUCCUGGAUUCAGUUGCAUCUCUUACUACGAAAACAAACCAGUCAAAGAGGGCAUCACCCUGGUUUUCUAAAAGAAUGUGCUACUAAGCCUGCAGGAGACUACCUCUCUUGUACCAUGAGUUUGUGUUUACUUACAAGUGUGCUGUCUGCUGCACAUUCCUAGGUUUCUUUUUGACACUGUAGCUGAACUUACUCCACAGCUGUCUGUUAGCUGCUCAACAUUCACUGCUCAUGAUUUUUUUAUAUUUCUUUUCUGCAGAAACAUAAAUGAGAUAAGACAGGUA